AUGCCACCAAACUAUGAAAUGAGUUUGAAUCCCUCGAAGGCUAAUAGGAGAUCUCCAAGAAGAUCUUGGUCUUCUGUUGUAAGAUUAGUCCUACUCCCUGUGAAGUACUUGUGCGUGAUUCCAGUUCUCACUGGUAACUUUUGGUAUAAUUCGAGCUUGGAAGUAGUGCAAUUCGUAAUCUUUAAAGUUAUAAAGCUUCCAAGAAAGCUCGUAGAAGUUGCGAGCUUUGUAUUCUUCAAUCUAAAUUUGAAAGAAUUAGGCGGAAUCCUCCCGACUUCCGACAAGGAUGUUGAAAGGGCCAUUGUAGCAGACGGAAACGAUGGUAGUACUUUCCUACAAAGGCUAAGAGUCGUAUUUCUGAGUAUUUCCUAUGUACGAAUCAGACUUGUGAAGUACAUCUGCGAGAAAGAGCACGAUUUAUUAAGAGUGCCCUUAUAUUCAGACUAUGUAAUUGACCGUUACUUCAUCCACUCCCCGUUCUGCGUGUUGAAAAGAGUCGGCAAUGAGAGAUCACUGUACUCCUUCAAAGGGAUAUGUUUGAAAAAGAAUCAGGGAUUCAAGUUUUAUGUAGCUAAGGCAGCUGCGAAUGAAGUCCAGAGAAUGGCUUCAGGGCCCAUUAAUGAUCAAGUGAGCAUUGAAAAUAGCUUCCAUGCAUUUGAAAAUACUCCAGCUCCUGAUUUAAAGCCUGAAUCGUGUCCAUAUAUUGCCCUAGUCCUCAACGAAACCAUAUCACCCAAGAAGAACGAAAUUCUUCCUAUUGAACUGGAAGAUAUUAAAUGCUUCUCAAUCUCACCAAAAGAGUUAAAUGAAAACUCUGCCUAUAAUACUACACCUAAGGUGGAAGAAUUCUCAGAGGUUGUUGCUUCUUCCUUUUCUUCCUUCUCGAAGCAAGCUCUGAACAAGUUUGAUGAAGCCACUGUAGGAAGUACACCACAGAGGAAGUCAUCGAAGGUGCUCAAGUUGAAUAUAAACGGAAAAGAGUUGAAUCUUAAGAUUAGCUCUAAGCCGAAACUACAGAGUUCAUUUCUGAAAUAUAUCUCUUCGAUAUCAAAUAACGAGGUGCAGUACAUCAAUGAAGUGAGGAGUGCAAUAAGAAGUAUUAUUCCGCUUGUAGGGUAUGACGAUGGGUCUUUGGCACCUAUAAUCUUAAGGCUUGCUUGGCAUUGCUGUGCAACAUUUGAUAAAGAUUCGCGGACAGGAGGUUCUAAUGGGGGAACUAUGAGAUUCGUCCCUGAAAUCACUGACGAAGGUAACACUGGAUUAGAUAUAGCAAGAAGUGCUUUGGAACCGGUUAAACAAAGGUUUCCGAAGAUAACGUAUUCGGAUCUUUGGACUUUAGCUGGAUGUGUAGCGAUUGAAGAGAUGAACGGUCCUCACAUUCAAUGGAAGAGCGGCCGAUAUGAUUGUACAGAUAAUAAAUAUGUUCCGCCAAACGGCAGGUUGCCUUUUGCAUAUAAAACAUCUACGCAUAUUAGAGAAACCUUCACUAGAAUGGGGUUCAACGAUCAAGAAACUGUCGCACUAUUGGGAGCUCAUGGUUUAGGAAGAUGUCAUAAGAAAUUUAGUGGAUGGGAGGGUAAGUGGACUUCAGAUCCGAUUAAUUUCGACAACGAAUUUUACAAAGUAUUACUUCAAGAUACCUGGGAAGUAGAAACAGUUCCUGAAACAGGCAGAGAACAGUAUGCUAAUAGUGAUAAGUCGUUAAUGAUGUUGAAUACUGACUUAGAGUUGGUGAGAGACAAAGAUUAUUUUAGUUGGGUUAAGACGUAUGCCAAUGACAGCCAGAGAUUUUUCGACGAUUUUGCACAACUGUUUGGUAAAUUACUAGAAUUGGGUAUUGAGAGAGACUUAGAGGGGAAUGUAUUAUUGAAAUGA
Molecule: messenger RNA, 1875 nt
Organism: Dujonia railenensis
Lineage: Eukaryota; Fungi; Ascomycota; Pichiomycetes; Serinales; Debaryomycetaceae
Source: the annotation of a GenBank genome assembly